Chlamydomonas reinhardtii is the source of this 1204-nucleotide messenger RNA. RefSeq lists its product as uncharacterized. Gene Ontology annotation, biological process: hydrogen peroxide catabolic process; cellular response to oxidative stress; cell redox homeostasis. The transcript is spliced from 5 exons. Gene Ontology annotation, cellular component: cytoplasm. Gene Ontology annotation, molecular function: thioredoxin peroxidase activity. Bases 105 to 689 code for a protein of 194 amino acids. The record is from RefSeq and is a predicted model, not a curated record. NCBI's taxonomy places the organism in Eukaryota, Viridiplantae, Chlorophyta, Chlorophyceae, Chlamydomonadales, Chlamydomonadaceae.
AUAAACAUCACUAAGUUUCGAGAACAGUCAAGACUUCAUUUUAGAUUACGCACAGGCAGCCCUAUUGCAAGCCAUCGGCGUUGGUAUCAGCAAAAUCAGCAAUAAUGCUCGCCAACAUCUUCCAGCAGACCCGGCUCGCUGGGCGGCAAAUGCAGCGCGCGGCCGUCCGGUCCAGCCACGGCCGUGUGCAGGUGGUGACCCGGGCCAUCGCCGUGGGCCAGAAGCUGCCAGAGGGGAAGUUUAAGUACUUUGAUGGCGAGGGCCAGAUGCGCGAUGUGACCACGGACGAGCUCUGUAAAGGCAAGAAGGUUGUGCUGUUCGCGGUACCGGGCGCCUUCACGCCCACCUGCUCGCUGAAGCACGUGCCGGGCUUCGUGGACAAGGCGGAUGAGUUCAAGACCAAGGGCGUGGACACGAUUGCGUGCGUGUCCGUAAACGACGCGUUCGUGAUGGCGGCGUGGGGCAAGGACCUGAAGGCGGGCGACAAGGUGCUCAUGCUGGCUGACGGCAACGGCCAGUUCACCAAGGCGCUGGGCGUGGAGCUGGACCUGGUGGACAAGGGGCUGGGGCUGCGCUCGCGCCGCUACUCCAUGUACGUGGAGGACGGCGUGGUCAAGGUGCUUCACCUGGAGGAGGGCGGCGCGUUUACCGUGUCAUCCGCUGAGGACAUGCUGGGCAGCCUUCCGUGAGCUGCCGACCCGCUGAGCGAUCUAGGCCGAGGUCGGCCGCGCGGAGGCGAGUUGGGCCAAGCAGGGACGGGCGUUCAGGAGCUUAUGAUACACUAGCUGUGCUGGACGGGACAAGGCUCAAUGCACCGGUAGUUGAGAGCCAAGGCGCAUACACGGAGGGAGCAUGGGCCGCAGAUAAUGGCGAGAGGACUGCGGUUCGGGGUGCGGCACAGAGAGGAUGCUGGCCUCCGUUGUGAAGGGUAACCCAGAACGCGGCCCAUGUCAUGUGUUGAUGAUGGUCAAACGGCGGCAAAUGAACAGUUUGAGGCGGCAGACGGUGUACAGUCAGUGAUAUAGCAUGGGCUAGCCGUUGUCGUGGGUUGUUGUCUGCGUGUCUGUGGGGGGUAAGAAGGCUAUUGGACGUUAGUGCUUGCAUUUUCAGCGGCGGCGCAUUCUAGUAAUAGGUGUAUUCGCAUCCCGUCGCAUUCUUCGGGGAUGAUCGGCAUCAGUUUGCAGGGAUGUAAUGCCAAUUGUUC